Molecule: messenger RNA, 720 nt
Organism: Cadophora gregata
Lineage: Eukaryota; Fungi; Ascomycota; Leotiomycetes; Helotiales; Ploettnerulaceae
Exons: 3
Coding region: 1-720 (239 amino acids)
Source: RefSeq, a predicted model, not a curated record
AUGGCGCCGUUUGUCGAUAAACUUGACCCAUUUGUCCUGUACGGACCAAGUCCACAGGCACCCAAUGGAGAGGACACCCCUCCCAGUCUCACUGACCCUCUCACCACCGUCACGCUCACCAUCGGUCAAGGCUCCAACAUGCGUACCUACACCCUCUUCCAGGAAUUUGCAAGCUACCAUUCCCCCAUGCUGGCAGCUGGUUUCAAUGGACCCUUCCGCGAAAGCCAAACCCGACACAUGGUGAUCGACGACUUCCAAUGGCCUGAGAUCUUUGGCAACGUCCAACACUGGAUGUAUACCCGCACUCUCUGCGGCCCCAAUGAUGCCAAGCUUCUCACCUCUGGCCUGUGCCUUGUCUGGAUCCUCGCCGACCGCUUGAUCAUGCCUAAGCUGCAGAACGACGUUAUGGACGAGCUGUUUACCAAGAGAGGUCCUAGCCGCCCACUACCACUUAUCUGCUGGCUAUACAAGAUACCUAUCCCUGAUGGAAAGCUGAGAGAGUUGUGGGUUGAUCGCUGGGCUUUUGAGUGCAAUAAGGGGGGUGCGGAGGGGGAGGCGGGAGACCUUGUUAUGCCGGCGCAGUUCUUGCUUGAUGUCUCGUUGGCAUAUGAGAGGGAUGGUAGAGAGUUGCGAAAUGUGAUUGCAAUUGGUGGAGAGUGGGGAAGAGCGAAAGGUGGUAGGAGAUUGUUGUUGGAGGACUACUUGGUUGAUGAGCAGUGA